AUGAGUGUACCAAACUUCGCUGUAUCUGAGCUGUUCUCUGUCAAGGGUCAGGUAGCCGUUGUUACCGGCGGUGCUACCGGGCUUGGUUACGCGAUGGCGGCCGCCCUGGUCCAGAACGGUUGCAAGGUGUACAUCUCUUCGCGGAAGGAGUCUCAGUUGAGAGAAGCUGCAGAGAAACUCAAUAAACUCGGUCCAGGAACAUGCUAUUAUUUUGCCACCAAUCUACUGACAAAAGCUGGGUGCGAAGCGCUAGGGGAUCACAUCAAAUCUCGAGAAUCAAACGUUCAUAUCCUCAUCAACAACUCCGGCGCCACUUGGGCAGGUCCAUGGGACAAUUUCCCCGAAAAAGGAUGGGACAACAUAAUGGCUCUCAACGUGAAAGCCAUCUUUUACGUUACCGCUUCCCUGACACCAGCCCUCAUCAAGGACAAAACAGCACUUGCUCCCGGACGAGUAAUUAAUAUUUCCUCCGUCGCCAGUUAUGAAACCCAAGUGGAGGAUUCUGUCCUGGCGCCCAAAGGAGUAGGGUUCUAUUCAUACGCCGUGAGCAAAGCGGCUGUGAACCAUCUCACGAAGCUCCAGGCCGUAAAACUGGCACCGCAUCACGUCACCGCGAACGCCAUACUGCCAGGGAUGUUUCCUACGAAAAUGACGGAUUAUUCAUUCUCUCAGAAUUCUGAUGCUCUCACGCAAAGCCAACCAACAGGACGAGCGGGAAUUCCCCAGGACAUUGCUGGCACACUACUGUAUCUCGUCAGUCCAGCAUCAGCGCACACCACUGGAGCGCUUGUUCCCCUUGAUGGAGGAAAACAGGUUUCCGGGAUAGUGUUCUCGGCUAGAGAGAACGUUCCAACGAAGCUUUGA
Messenger RNA from Cantharellus anzutake, 864 nucleotides. RefSeq lists its product as uncharacterized. The transcript is spliced from 5 exons. Gene Ontology annotation, molecular function: oxidoreductase activity. Bases 1 to 864 code for a protein of 287 amino acids. NCBI's taxonomy places the organism in Eukaryota, Fungi, Basidiomycota, Agaricomycetes, Cantharellales, Hydnaceae. The record is from RefSeq and is a predicted model, not a curated record.